Messenger RNA from Pseudo-nitzschia multistriata, 2348 nucleotides. The record is from the annotation of a GenBank genome assembly. NCBI's taxonomy places the organism in Eukaryota, Bacillariophyta, Bacillariophyceae, Bacillariales, Bacillariaceae.
GAUAGUUUUUGCCACUCGUGAUUGUACGUACGAGUACCAGUACUGUCUCACAACUGAAACUCGAAACACUCGGAAGCAGGUUUGAAAGCAGGUGAUGGGUGAUCAAAUUGGGAAAAGAAUAAUAAUCAAAAAGCAAAAACCAAACUGAAGAAAACAUCGAAACCUUGAAUUGACGACGAAGACAAUGUASAAAAGUCUGCUUCGAAUCCGCUUAAGAUGACGCCAACGAACGUUGACUGGGAAACGCUGUGUGCAAUUUACGACGACGGAGAAAACGAACUARACUCUGAAGAGACGCUCGACGAGUACCACGAACAAAACAGCAACAAUAACAACGAUGAUCGCAAAGUAAGAUUAAAGGUCUCAGAAUUCUCGAAGGGGUUUUGCGGAACAGUGUACAUGAHACUGUCUUCCUCUAAGAUUGCGUUUGCUCGACUCGUCAAAAGUGAUGGGUCCUAUCGCUAUUUCACGAUAGACAAUCCUCCCAUAUUGAAAUUGGAUUUGCUCUACUUUUCUUGCGAGAACGCCGAUAAAGAAGAUAUUGUCCCUGGCGAGAAUGAUAAUAGCAAUUAUAUUGACCAUAACAAAAAUGACGAUUGGACUGAAUCAGAGAACGAUGGACCAUCUAAUCUCAGACUCACWUGGGAAUACUAUCCCAAGGAAUGGCCGUUGCUGGACAAGGAAAAAUACCGGUCUUCAUUGGCCAAAAGGUGCCAUGAAUUGUUGCGCGACGAAGGGAGUUUCUCUGUUUGUCAAUUUUUGGAGCACGAGGCCAUAUCCUUCUAUCAUGGGAAUCAUACGGGUGAUACAAACGSCAUAGCGACCGACGAGGAGGACGGUGAUGCACCUGUUACAAAUGCAUCGAACAGCUGGAAAACUUACGCCGACGAGAAUCACCCGGACUAUCUGCUGGUCAUCCUUCCUCCAAAGAUGGAUCAACUCUACUAUCCMACCAUYGGGUCRUUGCUGCAUCCCCGAAAGGAAGCAGCGUUGCUGGAAGAAGCGGCGGCGAAGAAAACUGCCGACGCCUCAAAAAAGGCAGUCGGUCGUAAAACAAUUGCUAACAAAAAGAAACCCAAACCGAAAAGUUCGAGCAAGAAGCCUCCCGUGGCCACCCGCGUUUGCAUCGACAACACCCUCGAUUUUGGCCGACAUGCCCUGCUCCAGAAUUGGAAGGACUUGUACCUGACUCGGUGUCCCAUUUGCCUCGAAGAAUCCAUUUUGUACAGCGACGGGGUGGUCUUUCCGUAUUGCCAGCACUACUGUUGCCGGGAUUGCUUCGACUCGUACCUCCGAUUCAAGGUGCAAGACCUCAAGCAACACCGGACCAAUCCCUUCCUUUGCCCCGUCGAAACCUGCAAGCGCGAGCUACCCAUGACGUUCUGCAAGCCCUUUCUKAGCGAAUCCGACACGGCCGCCGCCAGGGCCUGGUACAAGGAUCUGAAGAAUCCCCCCGCGUGGUCCCUCGAUCGSUGCCUGCUCACAAGAACCUGUGGAGCCGUCGGAUCCAUGCGCCGUCGGAAGAGCGUUGUGUCCAUCGAUGCCGCCAGCGGGAAAACGAGCCUGCAAAAGCCGACGUUGUUUUCGUCGGAUGACUUGCAGUAUCUUGUCUAUUGCGAGAGCUGCAAAAACACGUGGUGCGAAUUGUGCUUGACCAGGGUGUACGACGACGAAAUCUGUACCGUGAUCGGCGGCUCUGGUAGCAAGAACGGUGCGAGAAAGCCCGGGGCGAAGACGAGGCACACCGUAUCCAGCCACAAGCGAUUGUGCAACCCGAAACCGAUCCUAAAGUUCUGCAGUCGCUACAAAGCCGCCUCCGAAGAGAUCCAGGAAAARGUCUCGUCAAAAUACCCCUGGAUCGAAUCGUACAGCCAGUUCUGUCAGGAGGACGGGGCGGCCCUCGAGUACGUGCUGAACCAUGGCCAGCGCUGUCCGAACUGCCAAACGGGUGUGGAGCGCAGCGAGGGCUGCUUCCACAUGAAGUGUCCCACGUGCGCGACGCACUUUUGUUACGAGUGUGGGACMGAGCUCUUUCCGCCGUACUACGGGACCCACCACUGCUGGGAAGAAAGCGGUGGCGGGGCCGGCGAAGACGAUGACGAAAACGGGGAGGACGGGGGAGCCUACAACAACAACAACAACCACAAUAACUUUGCGUAUUACGACGCCGACGAGCAGCUGGCCGCGGCGUUGCAAUGGAUGCAGGAGUAUUGAUAUGGCGCGUCGGAGCGGUUGCUUCGGCCGUCGUCCUCGGAUCCAUUGSCGUUGGAUAGAUAAAAACGAAAAGUCAAAAYUGAGGAACGAACUAGAAAGAAAGGUCUUGYCGUCAAUAACAAUAUUCGAUGGAU